AUGUCGUCCAGGCAGGCGGACAAGCGAGAGACGCGUGCGGAGGCCGCCGCGCGGAGCGCGGCGGAGGAGAUCGCUCGGUCCCGGGACGAGCGCGUGAUGCAGGCGGAGAAGGACGCCCUGCGCGCCGCGGACGAGAUCGCGCGCGCCCGUGCGGAACGGGAGCACGGCGUUGGUGCCCACGCCGACAACACUCACGGUGCCGGCGCCGGAGGUGGCGGCAUCCUGGGGUCCAUCGCGAGCGCGGUGGGCCGCACGUUCGGCGCCGCCAAGGACACGACGGCGGAGAAGACGUACCAGGCGGCGGACUACACCGGCGAGAAGGCCAGGGAGACCAACGACAGCCUCGCGCGGAAGACGAGCGAGACGGCGGAGGCGACCAAGAACAAGCUGGGCGAGUACAAGGACUACACCGCCGAGAAGGCGACGGAGGCCAAGGAGACGGUGGCGCAGAAGACGAGCGAGACCGCCGAGGCGACCAAGAACAAGCUCGGGGAGUACAAGGACGCGCUGGCCGGGAAGACGCAGGAGGCCAAGGAAACCACCGCGCAGAAGGCGCAGGAGAUGAAGGACGCCACCGCCCAGAAGGCGAGGCAGGCAACGGAUACGACCAAGCAGAAGACCAGCGAGUACGCCGACGCCACCAAGGGGACCGCCCAGGAGGCCAGGGAGAGGACCAUGGCGACCUCGCAGACCGCCGCCGACAAGGCCAGGGAGACGACCGGCGCCCACGACGUCGACAGGGGUCAGCAGCAGGGAACCGGCCUGUUCGGGGCGCUGGGCAACAUGACGGGCGCGAUCAAGGAGAAGCUGACGCUGAGCUCGGGAGCGCAGCCGCACGAGGGAGCGGGGCACGCCGUCCGGCUGGGCAGCGACGACGAGCGCGCGGUGAAGGAGCGCGCGGCGGAGAAGGCGGCGUCGGUGUACUUCGAGGAGAAGGACCGGCUGGCCAGGGAGCGCGCGACGGAGCGGGUGGACAAGUGCGUGGAGAAGUGCGUGGAGGGCUGCGCCGGCUCCUCCUGCGCCCACCGCAAGGGGAAGAUGUGA
Molecule: messenger RNA, 1044 nt
Organism: Lolium rigidum
Lineage: Eukaryota; Viridiplantae; Streptophyta; Magnoliopsida; Poales; Poaceae
Product: late embryogenesis abundant protein 1-like
Exons: 2
Coding region: 1-1044 (347 amino acids)
Source: RefSeq, a predicted model, not a curated record